AUGAUGACUGCCGGACAGGCGAGGACGGACAUGACGAUGAGCACCCUUCAGAGAGAGAACAGGUACCACGAAGAGAAGGCUGCCGAUCUAGAGAGGAAGGUAAGUAAGCUGGAACUGGAACUGAACGCCGAAGAGCAGGAGAAGGCAUUGGCCCAGAAGGCUCUUGGAGACCUGAUGCGGCAGCUGGAGUCAGCAUUGGGUGCCGAGGCUACGGCUGCUGGCAAAGCGCAUCACUUAGUCCAGGAGACGGGGAGGUUAAGAAGUCGAGUGGAAGCGGCAGAGGUAAGGGCUAGGGGCGCCGAAGAGGAACUGCUGGAGUGCCGAGCCGCCCUCGGCAGGGCCACCGCAGAAAGGGACAGCCUCCACACCCAGGCUGCCUCUCACCUCGCGGAGAUCGACAGGAUAAGGCAGGAAAAAGAAAAGUUGGAACUGCAAUGUCGGUUGUAUGAGAGAGAACUUUCAGAGCUGCGGGAUAAACUGACUGGGUUCAGUCGCAGCUUGCAUGUCACGACAGGAGAUAUGCAGAUUCAGGAAGCAACCAUCAGAGCUCUGAAAGAGGAAUUGAAGGACAAAGAAGAAAAAUCACUGCGCCUUGACACUGAAUUAAGGCAUCUUCUAGAAUCACUCGCUAUAUUAUUAAGUUCACCAGUUCGGUUUGUUGAAAGUAACGAGCUGAGUAUAAAGGAAAGAAUCAGAGAUCUUCUCAGUGAUGCAAAAGAUAAAUCUAUGCAAGUCGAUUCUCUUCAUGAAAAAAUUGGUUCUCUGCGGGAUCAAGUUGGUCGUUUGACAGAACAGCGAGGGGAUGACAUGAGACGCUUAAAAGAAGUAGAAGAGGACAAAAUGCACUUGGAAGGGAAGCUCCAGAAAACAGAAGUUGAGUUAUCAGCAUGCCAAGCAGCCAAAGAAGGUCUCCGACGGGACAAAGCUAUUUUUGUAACAUUUCUGGAACGGCUGGCUCGAGCCCUGAACAUGGAGGAAAUAUCCCGAGAAGUGGGAGUGGAUCUUCAUACAGAGUCUAUGUUACUUCGCGCUGAGCAGCUUGCAAAGCUGGAAAGUGAUAAGCUCGCUGAUAAGUCAGCAGUGGUAUACCAGCUCCAACGGAGAGUGAGGAACCUUCGAGAUCAGUUACAAAGGAGAGACCUUCAUCUUGACCUCUUGCGAAAGAAACUUACUUUACAAGAGGACAACUGCAGGACGAAAGGUCUGCUUCAAGCCGAGAGGGACGAAGCUAAUCUUAGGGUGAAGAAAUUAUCGAAGCAAGUAGACAGACUUCAGUUGCAGUUAAAUGAGGCAAGAGCAUUGACGAGAGAUUUAAAGCUUCAGCUCACUGAAAAUAAUGACUAUAAGAUGACCGCAUUAGAAAGAGGGAGAAAAAUUGAUGAACUCCAAAAAAGAUUGGCCGAAUCGGAAAUGCUAAGAACAAGGUGCUCAAGAAAAAUGAAUGUUCUCAAAGAUCAGGUGAGAGUAACUGGAGAAAGCGCUGAAGAAAUGCGUGCGAUGGGUGAAGGCGUGGCCCAAGCAUUGAGGGACGAAGUAGAGUCUUUGAGGAACUCAUUGGCUGAGGCAAGCAGAGCCAAGAGCGCAUUGAAUUCUCUUCGUAAUGCGCUAUGCACUGCUAUUGGCCUGCCUGUCUCUUGUCCUGAUUACGAGCUAAUUUCCAGAGUCACAAAAAUGUCUGAUGCCAAUAGAGAAUUCACUAAAGUUUCCCGCAGGUAUGACACAUUGCCUGCUGUCAGUCCGAGAUUCAUACCGCCUGAUGAUCCAGUGUUGCUCGAUACACCACCAUUGGACGAAAUUGAUUCAGACAUCAACAGUGUAUACAACAAAAGACCUUCUAGAAACCUCCUUACAUAGAAUAGUUUUAUUUUUGUACCCUAAUCAAAACUACUACAGGAAUGAGCAUUUUCUAAUAAUUACGAUUACGGAUUUUUUAGGAAGUGCCAGUAGAGAGAUAUUAAAAUUUGUCUUUAAUAUCGCAUGUAAAAAUGUAUUUAUAAAACA
Nezara viridula (southern green stink bug) is the source of this 2001-nucleotide messenger RNA. The record is from the annotation of a GenBank genome assembly. Lineage: Eukaryota; Metazoa; Arthropoda; Insecta; Hemiptera; Pentatomidae.